AUGACAUUCCUCAAAUCCCUUCUCCUGGCGAUAAUGCUAUCUAUCGCCUCGAACGCCGCAGAAACCAGUUGCCCAGUAGGCUGGCUCUCAAACACAUUCCACGAGACCAAAUGCUGCGCCGGCACCAUGGUCAUCGAUGAACAAGGCGCCUACUGCUGCGUCAACGACAUGAGAGCUUACAAAGAAUCACUCACCAACACAGCACUGCUAUAUGCCACCCCCACGGCGACCGAAGAGACCAACUGGUCCACGGUGGAUAACUCUUGCGUCGCAGAGGUCCGCUUCACGGCGACCGACUACUCGGCGCAGGUUUCGUCGGCGUCCAGCAAGGCUGAGGCUACUCCCACAAAUGAUUCAACGAGCAAGGUCGCCACUAGCAGUACGACUUCUGGAGCUACCACUGGUACCGGCUCGCAGACUUCCACUUCGACUCUAACUUCGACUUCGAGUCCGACUCCGACUUCAAAUGCGGCUAUGCCGCUUGCUACUGCUGAUGUGCUUAAUGGUGCGGCAUUUGCUGCUGCUCUUUUCAUGCUGUGA
This is a messenger RNA of Penicillium hordei, 540 nucleotides long. RefSeq lists its product as uncharacterized. Bases 1 to 540 code for a protein of 179 amino acids. NCBI's taxonomy places the organism in Eukaryota, Fungi, Ascomycota, Eurotiomycetes, Eurotiales, Aspergillaceae. The transcript has a single exon. The record is from RefSeq and is a predicted model, not a curated record.